Neopsephotus bourkii (Bourke's parrot) is the source of this 6570-nucleotide messenger RNA. RefSeq names its product polycomb group ring finger 3 (gene PCGF3). The record is from RefSeq and is a predicted model, not a curated record. Gene Ontology annotation, cellular component: PRC1 complex. NCBI's taxonomy places the organism in Eukaryota, Metazoa, Chordata, Aves, Psittaciformes, Psittacidae. Gene Ontology annotation, biological process: regulation of transcription by RNA polymerase II. The transcript is spliced from 11 exons. The coding region runs from base 466 to 1206 and encodes 246 amino acids.
GCGCGGCGCCCCCGCUCGGCUACGUUCGGGCCGCGCUCGGCUAUUUCCGCCUCUUUGUUUUAAACUCCGGGCCGAGCCUUUUAAUUUCAUCCCCCCCCCCCCUCACCGCCCCCCCUUUUUCCCCGCUGUAAUUUCCCAGCGGGGCAGGGCCGCAGGGGCUGGUGUUCCUCCUUGCCCCCCGCCACCGCGCUCGCGUCCUCUGCCUUCUCUCUGUGGCGGCGCCUGGGGAAGGACGGGUCGGGGAGCGGAGGGUCGGUGGCGGCGGCGGGGAGGAAAACCCCCGCCAGCCCCGAGAGGCGACCGCGCCCCUCCCCUGUAAGUAUGUUCUAGACACAGGGACUUCGAUGUUGAUUUGAGGAUUCAAAUUAGGCAAGAGGUCUCUGGAUGGCAGACUCUGAAAAGAAAUGCUGUUUUAAGAGGUAUGCCACAUGUAAGCCAAAAUAUUCUGCACUAAUUUAUAUAUAAAUGACACCAAAGAUGCUAACAAGAAAGAUUAAGCUUUGGGACAUUAAUGCCCAUAUAACCUGUCGUCUGUGCAAUGGGUACCUGAUUGAUGCUACUACAGUAACAGAAUGCUUACAUACCUUCUGUAGAAGCUGCCUAGUGAAAUAUUUGGAGGAAAACAACACCUGUCCGACCUGUAGAAUUGUUAUACAUCAGAGUCACCCGUUACAGUAUAUUGGUCAUGACAGAACAAUGCAAGAUAUUGUUUACAAACUUGUGCCAGGCCUCCAAGAAGCGGAAAUGAAAAAGCAAAGGGAGUUUUAUCACAAACUGGGCAUGGAAGUUCCAGGGGACAUCAAAGGAGAGACAUGUUCUACAAAACAGCACCUAGAUGCCCAUCGAAAUGGUGAAACAAAACCAGAUGAAAAUUCAAACAAAGAAACUUCAGAGGAAAAACAGGAAGAAGAUAAUGACUACCACCGAAGUGAUGAACAGGUAAGCAUCUGCUUGGAAUGCAAUAGCAGCAAAUUGCGUGGACUGAAACGAAAAUGGAUUCGUUGCUCAGCACAAGCAACUGUCUUGCAUCUAAAGAAGUUCAUUGCCAAAAAAUUAAACCUUUCUUCUUUCAAUGAGCUGGACAUAUUAUGCAAUGAAGAGAUUCUUGGCAAGGACCACACGCUCAAGUUUGUAGUUGUUACUAGAUGGAGAUUUAAGAAAGCACCAUUACUGCUACACUACAGACCCAAAAUGGACUUGCUGUAAGAGAACUUUAUUGUCCUUCUGGACACAGUUUUUUGCAGAGACUAUCAUCUGGCACCUUCUUAGUGCAUCACUAAUCACAUGAUACAAACCAGCUGAAUAAAUUUAGAAGACUGUAGGGCUUUCAUAGCGAACUGUCCUUCUGAAUAUUUCUUCUAGGGAUGUACUACCAAGAAUUCUGAACAGAAAAUAUUUAUACUUUUUUUGUACAAAAGAAGUAAGUCGCAACUCAACAAGACACUACCAGCACUAAGUUUACAGAUACUGAAAGCACUUCACAGUUCUAUGUAGCUCAGCCUGAUUUAUCUCUUACAGUUACACAGAAGUAAGUUAGAAUGUUGUGGAGUGAUUUAAAAAUGUUGCUUUUGACACCAGGUUGCAUUUAGUUAAUUUUCACAUUCUGAAUCUUAAAAAACUAUAUUUUUGCAAGGUGUUAUUGUCUUAUAUAGUAUGCCUGAUUGCAUUGGCUUUAUUCAAGUUACUCUGUAGACCAUUGAAAAUACCUAAUGAUAUGGUGAUAAUUUAUUAUGCUGCAUUGAAAACUUCUAAAAAUCUGGGAAACCAAUAAGUUUGUCAUUCUUCCUAGUUACUGCUCUCCCUUGCUUUGUGUUUUAGUAAAGUUUUGAUACUCCCUGAUGCAUGUUGAUUUGGUAAGAUUGAUAGAAAUUAUUGCAGUUGAUUUUAAUAUGCCCUGAUAUUUUGCUGUGGCAUAAAUUGCACCACAUAAUGACGAAUACUCAAAAGUGCUAGAUUUGUGAACUUAAAAAAAAAAACCCAAAAUAUUUCUUCUGAGUUGUGGCUUGCAGAAAUCAGUUUUUAAUUUAAAGAGAAUUUGCGCUCACUAGCUAUUGAAGCACUGGCGCUUGGGCUACUUUGGGUGAUAUCACAGUUUUCAUUUCAUUUAUUAAGAAUUCCUCAGAUCAUUAUGAGCAGGUUUAUACUUCCUUUACCUGUUUUCUUAUGAAACCAUAGUAUUUUCUUUAGCACAGUUCCUAACUGUUGGGGGAUGGUCAGACAAGAUUAUGUUAGCACCUUCUGGCCUUAACUGGUAAUUUUGUUUGUAUCAGCACUAAUGGAUGCAAGGUAAUAAUGCAUGCAUGUGUGUCUUCAUACAUCUGUACACACAUUUAACUACGUAUGUUAUAGAAUGCACCCUCAAUAGCAUUUAGCAGGGUUCACAGCACUUUUUGCAAGGCUUUUUGAGAUAGUUGGCUUUUCAGAAAAAGUGACUGAAAGUGAUUUCUGCAAGCUGCAUACAUUAUGAUACAGCAUAUAUAGUAGGAUAGAGUGUUUGUCUGGCAUAAGUGUCAAGUCACUGAAAACAGGCUAUGCCAUGUUAAUGACAGCUGGAAAUCAUUAACUUUCUAAUUUUUGGAAGAGUUUUCCAGUGAGCUGAAAAUGCUUGUUGCUAUUCCUAUUAUUAAAGCCUGUAUUUAUAUUUUUUUUAAUAUAAAUUGUCUUUGGAUAAGAAAACAACUUUGUCUGUAACUGUCCUGCUUCCUCUAGCUCUGCUCCUUCCCCUCUUCUGCUAGAAAGUGUUACUUGCUACUUGAUAACAGGAAUUUGAUACUGCAAAAUAUUUAUCCAAGCAUUUUAAAUCCUCUUUCUCUUCAUGAGUUUUCAAAGCACCACAUUCCUCAACACGUGUCCCAAAGACUCUGUCUUCGGAGUCUUCAGUCCUCUGCUGCUGCAGAAGGGAUGUUCCAACUUGUGUUUAUGUUUGAAAACAGGGUUCCUCAUUUUUAAUUACAGUCACAGAUGUCAACGGGAAGGAAAUCAAAAAGUGUGUGAGCUGAGAAUGAAAGGGAUCUUACUGAACUGUGGAGAUUGAAGAGAGAACUACACAAAGGCCAAAAAGUGCUGCUGUCCUUACAGAUGAGGAUAUGGGGAUAGCUGCGUUUGAAUUUCUUUUAUGCAGAACUCUGCAGCUGGGUUUGGCUGUGUUGGAAAGGCAGGUGGGGGAUGGCGUACAUCCAUAUGAGCAAUGGGAUCCAACUUUGCUCUGGUUUUGUCUUACUGUUUGUGAACUCAAGUAUAUGUGUUUUGGAAUUUUAUUUUUUUUCCUGUCUUUAACAUUACUGGAACUGGCAGAAAAGAACAAAUGAGAUAAUGAGUCUACCAUUUUUUCUAACCUUUUCAUGAAACAGUGAAUGCAGGUGGUAUGGAUGUGUACACAAACUGACGUACUAGGCCUUCUGGAGGUGUUCCCAUGGUUAUUAACUGUCCUACUGUAAAUAAGGACUUUCUUUAGUCACUGAGGCACUGAGAAUAUAAACAGGGCUGUAAGUGUCCUCCCUCUCUGCACGCUGAGUAUACAGACACUAGCUGUACCUGAUGUAGAUGUAAAAUUAUAGCAUUCUGUUUAACUGACUUAAUCAGGAUACGUAUAUACAUAAAAGCAAAUGUAUGUAUUUGUGUGAGAUCUGCCUAUCUCAGAGUCUGUGUACUGCAGAAACUUUGUACAAUGAUACUGACGCGGUGCUUUUGAAGCACAUUGGGAUUUUAGUACUUUCCUAUACUUAGUUGUGCAGCUGAGAAAUCAGUUAUAAGCAUGUAAAUUCACAAGUCUUUCAAAUCUAUCUCUUGCUGUAACAAUCUACAGUAUAGAACUGUAUUUUUGUAAGUUUAUAACCACUUUCAGAAUCACUUGAAUCUUUAUGGUGCUAUCAAUAUAUUGAAAACUCUGCUUAUACCUGUAUGGAUGCAUACAUUCAAGCCAGUAUUCAUAGAAUCAUAGAAUGGUUUGGGUUGGAAGGGACCUUAGAGAUCAUCCAGUUUCAACCCCCCUGCCUGCACCUGUGUUUUGUUUUUUUUUUUACUCAUAAUUGUGUGUUACUGCUUUUGCAGUGUGCUUAAUCUGAUAAAACCUCACAAGUAAAAAGAAGAAAAAUGACAAACAAAUAAAAAGCCACCCAGUUAUUUUUCUAAAUCACAUGUCACAAUGUAUUUGCUACGGAAACUGUGACUGUGUCUGGACUAUAUGUCAAUUUCCUUUAGCCUUACGAAAAGACUACAGUGCAAUUAAAUGGAGGUCAGAGGGAGGUGUCCUAGGGUCACAGCCUUUUUUCACUUCUGUGAAGCCUGGGAGACAGUUAGUUUAUAUCAAGAUUAGAUUGGGUUAAACAAGUCUGAUGCUUUUCAGAGUUAAGACUCAGCAUAGGUAUCUCUUUGUCCUUGUGAGAUCAAGUUAGUUUAUUUUGGCUUUUGUGAAGAUGCCAUUAUGGCGAACUAGUUACCACAAUUGCUUCUGCUGCAAAUAACUGCAGUAAAGAAGUAUCUUGUUGCAUUAUCCUCAGCAGCAAUGAGACUGAUAAAUCACCCAGGUUCAGAGUCUCAUUAAAUAUAGCUUCAUUGAAAAUAGAUAAUUCAGACAGAAUAUAUAGUAUUGAAUUUAAAUAAGAUUGGGGGUGUUAAAUUUUAACUUUAUAAAAUUAUUUAUUCUAUUUUAAGCUUUCUGUCUUAUUUUACCAUCCAAGUAUUUUUCUUUCAGUGAUCCAGCUUUAUUUACGGGCAUAUAAAAUGAAAUUGUAAGAUGUUUUUGCAAGCUUCUUCCUUUUAUGUUGAGUUUGAGUAGCUUUUGUUUGUUUUUGUUCUGUAUGGAUAAAAAGCAUUACUUAUGCUUUUGUGCAAUAGGUUUGAAACAUGCAUUUAUUAGACAUAUUUUUAAAUUGUAAAUGUAGCAUCUACUUACCGUUAAAUUUAAAAGGAAUGUAGAUGGCUUUUCUGAGUUGCUCAAAUGGUUUUUUUAUUUGGGGCUAUGAUUUGGAGGGUUGUUUCUUGAUUUGUAGUUUUGGGUUUGUUUGCUUUUUCUUUAAUUUUCAGAGUGAAGUGUGGGAUUUAUAUUUGUGUAAGUAUAAGAACUGUCUGUCAGCAAUAUUUUAAAAUAAAUGAUCUUGCAAGAAACCUUAAUGUGAACUGUGGAAGCAAUCAGCAAGACUUGCAGCCUAUCUGAAGAUGCUUUGUGCCAUUGUUAUGUCUGGUAUAUUUGUGUACCAUCAAACCUAGGAAUAUUUGUUUUUAUUGGUUGUGCAAUAGUAUACACAACACUCACCUCUGGGGAUAUUGGACCAUAAGAAAUAUCAGACCACAGAUAUAAUGGUGCUAUUUUUUCCCAAUAGGCUAUGAGCCUUUAAAAGCUUAUCUGGCUCUUAUUGUCUUUAUAACAUAGUCGUAGGAGAUAGAUUUUUUUUUUCUACUGGAUGAGUAAUAAAACUGUACAACUAGCCUGUUUUACAGCAUUCAGCAUCUUACCAUUGAGCUAAAGAUAAUAGGAAAAAGCCAACCAAUCUGUACAUCAGCAAGAUAAAUCUUAACUAAGUACUUAAAAUAUAUUUUGUACAGAAGCCUUGACUGUACAGAGAAAUCAAGUUUCUGUAUUUCCUCAGGUAAUCAGUUUGGAUGUUUCAAUGGAAAUGUUAAUGCCACCUACGCUUCAGUUAGUCUACCUAAAGUUGGUAGCAGGGCAAGACUGUCCCAUACACUAGAAUCCCUACGUAAGCUAUAAUCAACUGUAACUAAGUUUUUGAGAUCUGUUGUUGAAGUAAGUUGCAAUGGGAAAAACAUGAAGAAACAUGGAACAGAGCUUUAAUCUCUGCUUUAAUCAAUUUGCCAGUGACACAGAUGCUUUCUAGGAACUUGGGUCUUGUUGCAAGUCAUCAGUAAUUUUUUUACUAUAGUUUUACUAUGGAGUUACAGUUUCAUCUGUAGACAGAUUAAAGCUCUGGUCCUGCUAUUUGAUCCAUGCUUGAUCAUCCUUAGGGAUUCUUGGAAAUCUUUUGAAGCCACAAUGACCUGAGAAGACUGUAGUGGUAGGAUAGGAACUAAACAUCCAGUUCUAUGGAAACUUACAUUGGCAACUUUAUGAAUAGCUUCAACAGUUCCACAGAAAGCAGUGGGGUCAUUCGUGUGAACGGUUAGGCUGAAGGAAGGAUUUUUGAGUACUGAUGUUCCACUUUUUUUUUUUUUUUUUUUUUUGGACUAAAGCAUUGGUUUAGUGGAAUCUUACAUUCAAGUGAUUUACCUGGACAAAAGGAGAGUUUGUUCUUUCCUCCUGCAACAAGAUUUUAUGGUUAAGGGACAAUAAGCCAGUGCAACCACUAAGCCUUUAUCCUCAUAUGUGGCAUAAUAAAGAUUCUGGAACUGUCACAGUGUAAAACCAUAUUUUUGGCUUAGCUUCAUUUGAAAGUUUACAGUUUUUUAUGCUUUGUGUUGCUGUGUAAUUUUUGUACUAUUGGUGGCUAGUUUUGUCUGAAUAGCCGUUGGGGAUUAUUGCUUAAUGUUUUGAUUUUAUGAUAGUGAAGCUUGUAUCCAGUGUUUUGCCAAUUAAUAUUAUAUGCUUGUUAAUAAAAGCAGAGAAGCUAACUGAAA